AUGAGGCCACUGUUGCUAAUACUAUUGUUGUUUGUUGCCGCCACUGCUUCGACUACUUACGUCCCUGACGAUCCUAUAUCUGGCGAAGAUAUAGACGAAAGUAUAAGGGCAUUGAGUAAACCAAACGAAGUGGUUGAUAUCAAUACAAAAGGCGGCCCGAAUUCAAAGCCAACAAACGAAGCGAACGUUCCUACCGUCGCAUUGAAGGUAAAACGGACUCUUCAAAAUCCAAGAAGACAAAGAGCUGAAGAAAAUGCUGAUGGCUCUAGUCAAAUCAUCCAAAUACGUGGAGCCGUACUAACUGGAAAAUGA
Drosophila hydei is the source of this 312-nucleotide messenger RNA. RefSeq lists its product as uncharacterized. The record is from RefSeq and is a predicted model, not a curated record. The transcript is spliced from 3 exons. Lineage: Eukaryota; Metazoa; Arthropoda; Insecta; Diptera; Drosophilidae. Bases 1 to 312 code for a protein of 103 amino acids.